Molecule: messenger RNA, 1324 nt
Organism: Schistocerca serialis cubense
Lineage: Eukaryota; Metazoa; Arthropoda; Insecta; Orthoptera; Acrididae
Product: chondroitin proteoglycan 2-like
Exons: 3
Coding region: 16-1134 (372 amino acids)
Cellular component (GO): extracellular region
Molecular function (GO): chitin binding
Source: RefSeq, a predicted model, not a curated record
CGUUUGGAGAGCAACAUGAAGGGACUAUCACUUGUGUGUGCCGUAUUGGUGGCUGUGAUCGGAGGCAGCAGUGCCGCUUCCAUCCGCAAAGUGACUGUGAUGAGCGCAACAUGCCAGGGAGCGUCCGGUCCAUUUCCGAACCCCAACAGCUGCAGGAGCUUCCUGCAGUGUGAGCCAUCAGGCGUAGCCACGGUCAUCCCGUGCCCAGCAAACCUCGAGUUCAAUCCAAAGCUGAGGGUGUGCGACUUCCCAGAGCGAGCUGGCUGCUCUUCAUCCUCGUCUGCUCCUGCUGACGACGACAAUGGCAAUGAAACUGGUGAUGGCUCAAACGAUAGUGGAGUUUCACCUGCGCCACCAUCUGACGACGUCCCCACUUGUCCAGAAUGGAAUCCAGAUGACGUCACCCAGCUUCCCAAUCCAAAGGACUGCAGCAGCUUCUACAAGUGCGACGAGAACGGCGUUGCCUGGCUUAUUCCAUGCCCAGCCGGCCUACAGUACAAUGCAGAGCUAAGGGUGUGUGACUACCCAGAAAAUGCUGGUUGCUCGACGUCGUCCUCACCAAGCAACCCUCCUGAUGAUACUCCUUCCGAGGGAGAGCAGGAUGACGGAAAUUCAGAGGGAGGCAGUGACAUAAAUCCACAACCACCCACUGGAGUUGCUCCCAGUUGUCCAGCAUGGAAUCCAGACGAUGUCACCCAGCUUCCUAAUCCCAGUGAUUGCAGCUCCUUUUACAAGUGUGACGAGAAUGGUGUGGCUUGGCUCAUACCAUGCCCAGAUGGUCUUGAAUACAAUGCCAAGCUGCGAGUCUGUGAUUAUCCCGAAAGUGCUGGCUGCUCAUCAUCAGCUGCUCCAAGUAUCCCAUCUGGUGACGAAUCCUCUGAUGGCGAUCAGAACAACGGAAAUACUGACUCUGGUAACGGAGAAAGCCCACAACGACCACCUGGAGAUGCUCCCACCUGUCCAGCAUGGAAUCCAAAUGACGUCACCCAACUGCCUAACCCCAGUGACUGUAACAGCUUCUACAAGUGCGACGAGAACGGUGUGGCGUGGUUGAUCCCGUGCCCAGCUGGCCUGCAGUACAACGCCGAGCUGAGGGUGUGUGAUUACCCUGGACAUGCUGGUUGUUCCGUCUAAAUUUUUUUGUGGACUGCCUUAAGAUGAUAUCUCCUAGAUCUGCAUUAUUGUGGUACUGGUUACUUUAGAUAAGUAUUUAAGAAUGCUAUUUGACCUGUGCUGUUCGUGAUUAAUUUGUAUUAUUUAUUGCCUGAUGUCUCACGACGCAGUCCUGGAAAAGAAUAAGAUUUAUGUAUUAAGCUGUUGUAAU